AUGAAGAUAGUAGGAUGGAUCCUCCUUCUCGCCCUGACUCUGCCACUAUCUGCUGUUUCAGAAUCCCUAAGUGACAUCGUGAAUGACCCACUUCCUUGGGAUGUCGAGAAAUGGAAAUACUCAUCCAAAGAUUUUAAAGAAAUUAUGAAGAAGCCUGAAGUCCCUAGUGCUGGGUGUAGUAACAUCGCCGCUGACUGCCGUUGCAACUUCUUAGCAUUGUUGGGCAGGUGUGAAUCCCAAACGUACCAUGUGUGGAUGAAGGAACAAUGUGCAGCCAGCUGCGGGCAUUGUGUUGGAGAGUCCAUUGGGAGCCAGUGCCAGGACAAGUAUAAGGGGGGCUGUAAGAAGUGGGCAGGUCGUGGUUUACAUCUGAGGCUGCAGUUUCAGUAUUUCAUGGCAUGUAAGUGCCCGACGGCGUGCGGAAUCUGUAUGGAAGCGACACCAGAACCAACAACAACGGAACUAGCAACAACAGACGUAACACCAGUUACUACGCCCAAGGUCAUUGAUGAGGAGGACUGUCUGAGGCUCCACAAUGAGAAGAGGAGUCACCAUGGGGCAGCACCCCUGACGUGGUGUCAAAAGUGUGCAGAUUUUGCAAAAGAACUUGUAGAGAUGAUGCAAGAUGGCGAUAAACCAUUGCUACAUUCAAGCAAAAAAGACCGUAUUUGGCUUGUUGGUGGUAAAUUAGUCUUGCACGGAGAAAACCUGCAGUACGAGUAUCCCCAGGUAGACUGUGCGAUAGCUUUGGAGUCCUGGUACGGCGAAAUAGAUCUAUACGAUCCACGCCAUCCUGUUAAGUCCUUAGGGCAAGCCGGUCACUUUACACAGGUCAGAGAUGUAAAGUCUUAAA
This is a messenger RNA of Branchiostoma belcheri (Belcher's lancelet), 853 nucleotides long. RefSeq lists its product as uncharacterized. The record is from RefSeq and is a predicted model, not a curated record. NCBI's taxonomy places the organism in Eukaryota, Metazoa, Chordata, Leptocardii, Amphioxiformes, Branchiostomatidae. Bases 1 to 852 code for a protein of 283 amino acids. The transcript is spliced from 7 exons.